Molecule: messenger RNA, 2974 nt
Organism: Ceutorhynchus assimilis (cabbage seed weevil)
Lineage: Eukaryota; Metazoa; Arthropoda; Insecta; Coleoptera; Curculionidae
Source: the annotation of a GenBank genome assembly
GUGAGAUUUUUUCCUUGCUUAGAUGGUGGUGUAAGUGCCACUUUCAACCCCUACCCGAAAAUGUCGGGCGAUGUCCAACCCCGGAAAAGAAAAGACAACAAAAAGAAAGGAAAAAAUGAAGGGGACGGAUUCGCAGCCUCAAACGAAGACCUGAACAUCCAUAUUUAUAAAGAUGGAGCCACGGGGGGAAACAUCUGCGCCAAAAUUGUAUUUUUCUUCCUUCUUUCUGCCUUGGCCGUCCUUAUUGGUCUAAUUAUCAAAGAAAACGAGGGACUCAAUGAGCUUGAAAGUCUAGAACAAGAAUCGCGAUAUGCUCAGAUAUUCGAAAAUUGGAUUGAUGAAAACCCAGAGGACCAUUCUCCUGAAUUACACGAGCACGAUGAAGACGACAAUCAUGAAGAGGAGGAUGGUGUAUCUGACGAAAGUAAUGUAGAAGAAUCAGAGGAAGACCAAUCUCAAGAAGUAGAUGACGCAGAUGUCACUGAAGAGGAACAAUCUCAAGAAGAUGAUGAAGAGGAAGAACAAGAAGACUCAACACAAAGAUCUGAAGAAGAAGAUUCAUUACCUAGAUCUGAUGAAGCGACUGAAGAAUCUGAAGAAGUACCUCAAUCAGAAGAAGAUGAAACUGUUGAUGACAAAACAGAAGAAGAAUCUGAUGAACAGGAAGUAGACAAAUCUGAACAAAUAGACGAGACAGCAGAUGAUGAAAGUGAAAAAACAGAAUUAAAGCAUAAAGGUAAAUCGGAUGAGGAAGAUAACGACAAUGAAGAUCUUACAUCAAAAGAAUAUAUUGAGAAGAGGCUAGAAGAUGAGCAAUUUGAAAAGGAACAAGAUGAGGUUGCUCCAGAAAAACAAGAUGGCGACUCCGAAAAUAAGGAAUCAUCUGGCAAUGUCAAUGUGGGUGAAGAACCUGAAUCAGAAUCAGACAAGGAAGAUUACGAACAAUCGAAUAUCACUAAUGAAGCUGAUUUUGCAAUUAAGGAAGAUAUAGAUGCUGCACAAGAGCAGCUCCAUAAGAGUGCCGCUUACGCUAACAAAAUGUUUGAGGCGCUUCUUGAAAAAAAUCCCCUUUCCCCUCGAUUACUUUAUGGAAGAGCCAAGGCGCUGGAUAUAUUGGCCGAAGAAAAAAAGAGCAAUGAGUUACUGAAACAAUCCUUAAGUUUCUACGCACAGGCUUUAAGCGUACCUGAUGUUCCUGAUCAGUUGAUUAUCAAGAUUGCUGAACGAUACAUUGACAGGGCUCGCUUUAUUGGGCAAUACCAGAAAGCUAUUGCGGCGCAUUUGAAACUAAUUGAAAGAUUUCCUGAAAAUGCUACUUAUUUAAACAACUUAGCAGUGACAUAUCUAACAAUUAAUCUUGUCGAAGAAGCAAGAUCUACAUUAAAAAAAGUUUUAUCGAAAUGGCCAAACGAUGGAUUUGCUUUGGUGCAUUAUGGAUUUAUUUUAAAAACGGCUGAUAAUAAUUUAGAAGAUUCCAUCCACUAUAUGAGCCAAGGUUUACAAACCAAAGCACCUGGUGUGGUCGAUGGCAGAUUUUACUUUCAAUUAGGCGAUGCGCUUACCCGUCUCAACAGAAAUGAUGAAGCAAUCAAAUUAUACGAAGAAGGCGUUCAACAAGGAUUAUUUAAAUCAAAAUUUCAAAGAUCACUUUACAAUGUAGACAGGUUAACUGCAAAGCCUUGGUGGGAAUCCAAAGACCUACCAUCCUACCAAAAACUAUUUGCGGCCUUGAAAGAAAAUUGGCAACAAAUUAGACACGAAGGUCUUGCAGCAUUAAACGAAAAAGGAUACUUUCGAGACGAAGCUGAAAAUUUAAAAGACACUGGCACCUGGAAGCAAUUAGAGUUAUUUGCCAGAGGACAAAAGUUUUCCAAAAAUUGCGCAAGGAGUCCUGUAACUUGUGGUAUUAUCCAAAAUUUUGUAGAUGCUAGCGGCUGUAGGAGAGGCCAAAGUAAAUUUAGCGUUAUGCAUCCUGGAACACAUGUGUGGCCCCAUUGCGGACCCACUAAUUGUAGACUGAGAGUACAUUUGGGGCUUAAAGUACCUUCAAAUACUUUCAUUAGAGUUGCAGAAGAAACAAGGAGUUGGACAGAAGGUGAUAUAAUAAUCUUUGACGAUAGCUUUGAACAUGAAGUGUGGCACAAUGGGACUGAAUUUAGGCUUGUGCUAAUUGUGGACGUUUGGCAUCCAAAUUUGACUCCCACAGAAAAGAAAACUCUUUCAUCUAUCUAACUACUAGUAGUUAUAAGCAAUUUUUUUGUACAAACUUUAUUUUUGUUCUAUGUAUAUAUUCUAAUAGAAAAUAAAAAAAUAUCGUUUUUUAAAGAAGCAUACAAUAAAUUAAUAACGUAUUUUAAAUAAUGAAACAGCUAUUCCACAAAUUAACAAAGGCAAUAAAAUCCAAAAAGGGAUCAGUACAUGUAUAACUUCCAACUCAAGCGAUUUAUAUUCUAACUUUAAACAUAACAUAAUUUGUCCAGCAAUUAAAAAAAUAACUAUCAAAAACGAAAGCAUAUUCUUAUUUUUGAAGACAUCUCUAAAUCGUUCGUGAAAAAAAGAAGCUAUAAUAUGGAAUAAUGACUCGACAAGUAAUACUAGGUCAUAUAUCCACAUGGGUAGGAAAAUUAAGAACCAGUUCCAGUGUGUCCUCGCCUCUAGCCUCAGACAUAGUAGGAUUAAAAAUACUAGGAGAAUGAACCAGGUGAAUAGAGCCUUAUGCAUCACCAUGUUGAGUGCCUUCAGUGACCUGGAACUAAGAUAUUUAUGUUAGUCUGAUGUGGUUUCUGAACAGGAUCUUAUACAAAUUGCUUAGGUACAUAUUUUUUUCAUUAUAAUUAAGAUGGGUUUAUGAAUAAAUAAUGAACCAAAUUUUUUGUGAGAGUCCCUUAAGUGUUUAAACAAAAAAUAACAAAUAACAUUAACAUAACAGCAAAAGGAUAACCUUUUGGUCCUACAAUAUGCUGCUCAAACUUAA